Molecule: messenger RNA, 978 nt
Organism: Rotaria sordida
Lineage: Eukaryota; Metazoa; Rotifera; Eurotatoria; Philodinida; Philodinidae
Source: the annotation of a GenBank genome assembly
AUGAAAGAUUAUAUAUUGUUGAAUUGUUUGACCAAUGUUCAUUUUAUAAUUUUUAUCUGUUUAUUUGUUUGUAUUUGUUCAAUUGACUUGUUUGCUCGUCUUUCACAACAUAAAGGAUCAUCUGAAAUAAAAAUGCCAAUAAAACUUGAACGAAAACAUGCUCUUCCAAUGACAUUGGUUCCAAUAAUGAUGGCACUUGGAUUUGUUCUUUUUAAAUUAUAUACAGCAAGUAAAAUAACCAAUCCUGAAACUGGUCGAGUAUCUCGAAUUAAUCUUAAACCUGAACAAGAACUUCAAUUAGGUAUAGAAGCUUAUGCUCAAGUAAAAAAAGAUGAAGCAUCAAAAAUUAUUCAAAGUGGACGUGACGUUGAUUUAGUUAAACGAGUUACAACUAAACUUGCAGCAGCAGCUGCUCAAAGGGCAACUGUUCAUUACAAUUGGGAAGUCAGUGUUGUUCAAUCACAUGAAAAAAAUGCUUUUUGUUUACCUGGUGGAAAAAUUGUCGUUUAUACUGGCAUUAUUCCAAUAGCACAAAAUGAAGCAGGAUUAGCUACUGUACUUGGUCAUGAAAUGGCUCAUGCUACUUCAAGACAUAGUGCCGAAAGACUUUUUCGUUCUGAUAUAACUCAAACUCUAUUAGGUGGUGUACAAGGAAGUCUUGCUCAACUGGAUCCAAGUCAAAAACAGGCAGUAAUGGCAGCAUUAGGUGCUGGCGCAAAAUAUGGAUCAGCAUUACCAUUUUCUCGUGAACAAGAAUCUGAAGCCGAUCAUAUUGGUUUAUUGUAUAUGGCUCGUGCUGGUUAUGAUCCAAAAGAAGCAGUUGCUUUUUGGCAAAGAAUGGAUGAACAAAUUGGUAAAGGUUCUCCACCAGAAUUUCUUUCUGAUCAUCCAUCACACGGUAAACGUAUUGAGCAACUAAGAAAAUGGAUGCCCGAAGCAGAACAAGAACUUGCUCAUAAUCGUGCACCGGCUGCAUAA